GUGAUGGAGAUGAGGAGGAGGGAGAGGAGCAGCGAAUGCCGAACUGCUUUGACUAUUUCAUGCAUAUAUUGUGCAUUUUCUGGAAGAUCCUGUUUGCUUGCGUACCACCCACAGAAUACUGGAAUGGCUGGGCCUGCUUCAUAGUGUCAAUCUCUGUCAUUGGUUUAUUAACUGCCGUUAUUGGAGACCUAGCUUCCCAUUUUGGCUGCACUGUCGGCUUGAGAGACUCCGUUACUGCAGUGGUCUUUGUAGCACUGGGGACUUCACUUCCUGAUACCUUUGCCAGCAAAGUGGCUGCCACUCAGGACCAGUAUGCAGAUGCAUGUGUGGGAAAUGUGACAGGAAGCAACGCGGUCAAUGUUUUUUUAGGCAUUGGGGUGGCCUGGUCUGUGGCUGCCAUAUACUGGCAAGUCAAAGGUAAGAUCUUCCGUGUUGACCCCGGCUCACUGGCCUUCUCUGUCACACUCUUCACCAUUUUUGCCUUCAUCUCUAUGGGGGUCCUGAUGCUACGCCGGAGGCCAUCCAUAGGUGGUGAACUUGGUGGCCCGCAGAUCUCCAAAGUCCUCACUUCACUGCUUUUCUUUGGACUCUGGUUCCUGUAUAUUCUCUUCUCCAGCUUGGAGGCCUAUUGCCAUAUACAGGGCUUCUGAGAGAGCACAGCUGAGGAAAGUAAUGACUGCACAAAUACACAUCACUAGGACAUUCACCUACACAGUUCUGUUUUAGUAGGCACCACUGAGAAGACCUAUCGUAACUUGACAACUGCUGCCAUGGUUCAUAAACAAAUGUAUACACACUACAGACUUGCACAUACAAAUCUGUGCAUCACAUCCACUGCAAGACAGUACAAGUCAGCAGAAUUUAUUGUGACUACACAGAUGAAUUUUCACUUAAGUGGACUAAAUAACAUGCAGUGAUUGUUUGUUAGAAAGGAGAGCAAAGCAGGUCAGCAUGCACUCUGUGAAGUCACUGGCUUUUGCUUGGUACUGGCUUGAUGCCUGACGGCUCAUAACCUUGGGUCUUGUUUCUCCUGGGGGCAGGGUCAUAUUAGACUCCCUGCUUUUACACAGUUGUGCAGUGUAAGGACACCUUACUGAGUGUAUCAUCAUGCUUUUAUCACAGCCACAUUGUAACAGAAGCUGUGUUCAAACUGUCUCCAAAGUUUGUUGUCAAGCAUUGUUUGACCAGGUAGAGUUAAUAGGUAAUGUUGUUUAAAGCAAAAGUGCUGUUGCUAUGGUUACCUCCAGUUUUUGCACACAGAUUUAGAACAAUAGUAGUAAAACUGUUGGCCGGUAGUGUCUGAGUUGUCUUGGUGUAGGAUUUUGAAUGGAGCUGCCAGCCAUUACAAGUGCUUUCUGUGGCUGUGGUAUAAAAAAACUGAGCACAGUUUGGGAGAUAAUCUGCUGUCGUGUAAUAAAUCACACUGAUAAAUUGUGUUUCUAUGUUGAGUUAUGUGACACGAGGCAUUGUUUAGUGAAAUGUAAUGCACCUACUGAUUCAAUCUCAUAUUGAUAAUAAAAAUGAAAGAAAUGCAGUAACUUAAUGUUAUAAAUGUAUAAUUGACAAAGAAUGAAUUUCUAUAAGAAGUGGAAUGGGAAAAAUUGUACAUGGUAUCUGCCAUUGAAUGUGACUGUUUGAAAGUUAUGAUUCAUUCACCCUUGAAAUCUUAUCUGUGUAUUUAUCAAUGGUGUAAUUUAAUGUCUUCGUAAUUUAAUGUAUUUGAUCUGAUGUGAACAAAAAUAUAUUGUAAUUUGUUGUAAACUGUC
Epinephelus moara (kelp grouper) is the source of this 1766-nucleotide messenger RNA. RefSeq names its product sodium/calcium exchanger 1-like. The transcript is spliced from 2 exons. Gene Ontology annotation, biological process: calcium ion import across plasma membrane; sodium ion transmembrane transport. The annotation marks the transcript as partial. Gene Ontology annotation, cellular component: axon; postsynapse; sarcolemma. Gene Ontology annotation, molecular function: calcium:sodium antiporter activity. NCBI's taxonomy places the organism in Eukaryota, Metazoa, Chordata, Actinopteri, Perciformes, Serranidae. The record is from RefSeq and is a predicted model, not a curated record.